CCCAUCAAGUGUUCUCUUCAUAGGCAUUUUUGCAAACAAAAAAUUCAUAAAGAAUUCAAACAAUUAGAAAUGGCCAAGGUUGUGGGCAACUCUGCCAAGAUGAUUGUUGCUUUGCUUUUCCUUUUGGCUCUCAUGCUUUCCAUGAAUGAAAAGCAAGGGGUGGUGGAGGCAAAGGUGUGCGAGAGGCGAAGCAAGACGUGGUCGGGAUGGUGCGGGAACACGAAGCAUUGCGAUAGGCAAUGCAAGAAUUGGGAAGGUGCGACACAUGGAGCUUGCCAUGCCCAGUUUCCUGGAAGAGCUUGCUUUUGCUACUUCAACUGUUGAAAAGAACUACCAUGCACAAUAAUUAUCAUAUGAUGAUCAAUAUCAUACAUAUCUCCUUCUCCAUAUCAUUUCCCUUUUAUAAAAUAAAAGUUUCAGUUACUUAAUUUAUGUGUGUUUUCUUAUGUGGGUGUGUGGAAGAGAUCGAUAUGUAUGUAAUAUUAUUAGCUUUUAAUUAAUGUUUUUAAGUGUGAGAAGUUUAUGUGGUUGGAAAAAUCUGUAAUAAUUAAAUAUAUGCUGCUAUUUAUCUUUAGCAGCUUGUUUUGUGUGUUUCGUCUUCUUUGAAUAUUGAAUAAAGUUAUAACUUUGAUGUUUGUGAAUUU
This is a messenger RNA of Cucumis sativus (cucumber), 644 nucleotides long. RefSeq names its product defensin-like protein 1. Bases 70 to 324 code for a protein of 84 amino acids. Gene Ontology annotation, biological process: defense response. Lineage: Eukaryota; Viridiplantae; Streptophyta; Magnoliopsida; Cucurbitales; Cucurbitaceae. The record is from RefSeq and is a predicted model, not a curated record. The transcript is spliced from 2 exons.